Molecule: messenger RNA, 4428 nt
Organism: Tetrahymena thermophila SB210
Lineage: Eukaryota; Ciliophora; Oligohymenophorea; Hymenostomatida; Tetrahymenidae
Product: transmembrane protein, putative
Exons: 8
Source: RefSeq, a predicted model, not a curated record
AUGCUAUUCCUAUUGGUGAUCUUAAAUAUUUCAAUACAGUAGACUCUCUGCGAUUGGAGAUUUGUUUAAAUUUUAGAUGGAUUAAUUUUGUAAAUUAAAAAUGAUUUAAGCUUAGCUCAUGUUUAGAUUGUUACAAAUGAUGAAUCUGCGAUAACCAACUCAACUGUAAAUCAAGAUUAGUUCUAAAAUGUCCAGAUUGUAAAUUAGCUUUGGUUUUGGGCAAAGAACUAAUAAAAUUAUCUGCUACCUUUUUCUUCAAACACCUUUAAAAGGAGAAUGACCUAUAACGUAUAUGAUAAAGAUAAUAAUUUAGUAAAUUAUGGAUCAUUCAGAAGCUUCAUUAAAAUAUUAAAUGUUCAGCAAAGAUUAAUUGAUGGGAGCUUCAGAAGCAAGUAGCUCUCAAUUGUUGCAAACACUUAUAAAUAAUUUAAAAUUGUCAAUGACUCAAAUGAAGAUUACUAUUUCCAAAUCCAAGUAUAAAUAGGUAAUAAUCUUAUUUAACAGCCUUAAAAUAUGUUUAACUUGUUAGUAGAUGGCCAGCAAAUAAACAGUUUUUAAAGUUGCUAAAGUAAUAUGCUAUUUUCUAUUUGUUAGUGCUUCAAGCAAACAGAUUUCCCAUAAUAAUUCAAAAAUUUAGAGUUUGUCUUUUAAUAGUAUUUAAUUUCAAGUAUUUAGAUCAAAAUGCAGUUAUACAAUCAAGUGAGCUCAUUCGAAUCUAUAGAUAUUAGCACUUUCAAUUAGUUUUACUCUGUUUAAUAUCUUCUCAGUAAUGACAUGUAAGCAUUAGUAAGACCUUCUUCGUUAGGUAAACUGUUAGCUUAUGAACUUGCAUUUAAUCUGAAUUUUACAAUAUUUGUAAAUUGUGAUUUAUAUUAAAUCAUUUUACCACCAAGUAUAAGCUAACAAUUUACAAAGGCAGCACCAACUUUAAUGGCAUAAUUCUAAACCAAUAGUAAUUUUACUGAAUAAGUUACUGAUUACUACAAUAAUGGAACUUUAAUUUUACAAAAAAGUCUUUCUUUUAAAUCUAGCAAUACUCUUAAUAAUAUCUAGAUUUUGAUAUAAUAAUUUGAAUUUUAAGAUUAAAUAGACGAUAAUUCUUCCUCAAGUAUUGUUUUUAAUUGCAGUUAAAACAACUUAUUUGUUAAGAACUUUACUAUUUCUAAGAUAUAAUUACCAAAUGCUAAUCUAACUCAGACAUAAAUUGUAUUGAAUAAUACAGAUAUUCCAACUUUGAAUAUUAUAAUUCAAAUACCUCCAAUAAAUAUCCUAAGUUCAGUUUUAACUUUAGAACUUCCUAAUGGAGUUUAAUGCUUAAAUUAAUCUUAGACUAAUAUUCUAACAAACGGAUUUGUUUAUUCUCAGUAUUAAUCGAUUGAUAAUUCAAUAAGCUUCCUGUCAACAAACUUCACAUCUGCCUCUAUUUCAAUCACUUUUACAAAAGUAAAUAAAAUUGAUGGAAAUCAAAAUCUAACAAAAAUAAAUGUAAAAUGCAUCUUUAAUUCCACAGUUUUAUUUUAUGUUGACGCAAAUACUUAAUAGACAAUAACUAUAAUUUAACCUCCUUCUCCUCCUCCGCAAACUCAAAUAUAAAUAAACAGCUUCAACUAAACAAGUUUCUCGUCUUUGAGUAUUUAUGAAAAUAGAACUUCUGUGCUCUCAUAAUUAGCUUUUUCUUUCUCUAUUUUAAAAUUUCUAGAGACAUGUUCUUGGCUUAUUGUCUCUUUACCAUUAGAAUUCACAACAAGCUUUUAGCAAAAUUCUUCAUUUAAUCUUUUUGGCUGCCAUGGAAAUAAUUAUUAAUACACUCAAGUAAAUCCACUUUCUGCCUAGUCUGUUAUUGGCUAUACAUAAAAUAACAAUUGCAUCUACAUUUCUUGUUUAGCUUUAUAACAAUUCUCACAGCUAAACAACAACAAUAAUAAUAACUAUUGCUUGAAUAAUACAGUUACUAUUUAAAAUGUAAAAAGUUAUGAUUUAGCCACUUAGACUUAAGGAUUAAAAAUUUUUGUUGCAAACAGAAAUAGUUCAAAUAAAUAGGAUCUGAAUCCACCUACUUUUUUUAGUGAGAAUUUAGAUUUAAAUAAUAAUAGCUUACCUUAUUAUUUCACGAACUCAGAAGUAUCUACUUAUCAAGGUAUAAAUUUAACAGAAGUUGAUUUGAGUUAUUUAGCAUUCAAUACAAUAUCAACAUACUUAAGAGAUAUCUUCAAUUUUACUAUGACCUUUUCUUACCCAAUAUAUUUAUGGGAGAAGCAUCAUCUAAACAUUUAAUUACCAUACUAAUUUCUUGGUAGUAAUAAUAUCACUUGCUAACCUGCUUCUUUUGUUUAAUGUUCUCUAUAAAUGGGAACUCAACAAAACUAUUCAACUUUAAAUUUACUCAUCCUCUAAUAAGUCCUUCCAGAUACAAAAAUAACUAUCGAAGUUUAUUAAGUAGUAGUAGUAGCUGAGAAUACUAUUUAGUAGAAAUAAGCAGUAAUAAAGUUAUUUUUAGAAAACAGACUUAUAAACACUAAAAGUAAGAUCAUAGAUGUUUUGAGUGAUUUAAUGCCUUAAAAUUUUAUUGUAUUUUCAACUAGUUCUCCUCUUUAAUUAUCAAAUUCUCUACUUGGAUUAAGUGAUGUGAAUUACACUUUUUUUAUUAAAUAAAUGAAUUUGCCUCCCAAAAUAAAUGAUAAUUAUUACCUUUCCCUAACCUUAGAUUAAAGUUUUCUUCUAGUAUCUAAUAAUUACAAUUGCUCAAUUCUGACUUAAGGAGAAAAUUAAAUCUAUUUAGAAUAAUAAUUAAAGUGUCUUUUUUAUUUUCCUAACAACUUUAUUUUUUCUAUUUCUAGCUUCGCAAUAAUGUCUCAGCCAUUUUAACUUAGAAUAAGUGGUUUGAGAAAUCCCUCUGGUAUUGUUGAAUAAAAUGAAUAAAAUGUAGCCUAGACAUAUAAUUUUUAAUUGAUAUGGAGUACACAAUAAGGAAAUAGUUUCAAAAAUGUUUGGCUUAUAUAAUCAGUUAGUCUCCCAAUCACUUCCAAAUAUACUUGCUCACCCAAUUGCUAAGCUUGCGCAUCAAAUUACGCUGCUUGUACAGCUUGUGCUCCUGGAUAUCUCAAGUCGCAGUACAAUCAUCACGCCGUCCUUGCUUGUCUUCCUACAUGCAGCCCUUAAUAUGUAGCCUAUAAUGGUACUUGUUUAGCUUGCUAGCUAAAAGACCCUUAAUGCUUGUCAUGUUCGCCUUCAAAUCUCACUUAAUGCUCAAGCUGCAAUCAAGGAUAUACGCUGGUGCCUGAGUUCAACGGGUGCGUCGAUAGUCACUUGCUUCAGACAGCAAGAUCAAGAUUAUUAGAUUACUCUUUAUCUACAAAUCUUGCAGAUAAUAUAGACACUACUCAUCCAGAUGAUGCACAAAAAUCAGACAAAGCGCAAUCCUUGACUAGAAUGACUGAAGAAAGUUCAAGUGCUAAGGCCGAUUAAAGGGAAGGCGGCGAAAGCAGCAGCAAUACUGGCAGUAAGGUUAUGGGCCAGUUGCAAGAUACUGUAGGCGCUUUAAAAGGAGGAGGAGCAAUCUUUAUAUGGAUAGUGUUGGCAGCAUUGGCAGUGAGUGUGAGUUAGAGCGUUCUCAGAUACACCUACAAUAAAUUGAAAGGGAAGAGUCAUUCGAAUGGGAGCAGCAGCGGCAUGAGGAGGAGCAGCAGCGGCAGUAGAAGCAGCAGCAGUGGUAGCAGUAGCGCUGGAAGGAAUGCGAGUGGGAAAGAGCAUAAAGGAGUGAGAGAAAGAGAAAAGGAAUUGCGUGGUUAGCGAAUAGAUUGUCUUAUGCUUUUUUUGUUAAGUGUUGCUGAGGCUAUUCAAAUGCCUUACACUCUUUUGUGGGGUUUUUCAGUAUCAGGAGGGGAUUUUGAGAGUCCUGUUUUGUAAACCUUGCUCGGAGCUUGUGCAUUGAGCACUCUAUUGUGGAUUUUUGAUGCAUAUUUGUUAGGUUCUAUCCUUGCAAACUCGGAGAACACGCCAAAGACUAGCUGUCUUUUGAAUCCUCUGCCCUCUUCAAAGAGGGAAGGCUGUCUUUCUUUUCUAAUAGUACCUGCAAGAUUAGCUUUCUGCCUCAUACCUAAGUCUGUGAGCUUGACACUAACUAAUAUCUUUUCAGUUGAAGGGUGGUUUAGAUAUCCAUAUGGAGAAGACGUCGAAAGAGCUACCAUUGUGCUGACAAACUUUAGAAAAGUGCUUUCGUCUUAAAUCAAGAGCAACGUUUCAGGUUUAUGCUCACUUGUGUCCUUUCUGAUCCUGCAGUAUCCUGAAGUACUCUCCAGCUACGUGCAAAUUUACGAUCUUAUUAUUUUUGAUAUUGUAAUGACAAUCCUCUGUCUCACUAACAUCAGAAAUGUAGACAAGCUAAUCUCCACCUUAAAUCAAAUCUAAGAAAGCGAGGGAGAGCUUUGA